UUUGACACCCCUAAUCAGUCGGCUCAGCAUCAGAAACCACGCGACGCGAGAAAAGUAUCGUCCGUUUGUGGAUUUCGCUGCUAAAAUUUCAUAAUCCUGAGAUUUUUUGUUGUUGGUGGAAGUGUCUUGAUUAUUCCAAAAGCAGGAAUAAUAGCUUUUCCAAAGAUGGGUAAAGCAAAUUCACCACCGCCGGCCAACGCCAACGAAAUAAGGUGCACUGACGAUGAUGGACACGUAUCGACCGGAGCACAGGAUCCCAGUCAUCCGGUUCCGACGAAAGGCGCCGCUUUGCCAAUUGAGGAAGCUCUGAAGGUCGCGUUGAUCGGUAAGAGCAACACGACGAAAAUGCCGGUUUCGCUUCUGUAUGAGCUGCUCGGCAGACAGGGAGUUAUACCGCACUACGAAUUGCUUCCGAUCCAGGGAGGAGGUUCCCACUCGCCUACCUUCCGGUACCGUGUAUCCUGCCCGGAUGGCGAUGCCAUCGGAUGGGGCCAAUCUAAGAAGGAAGCGAAGCAUGCUGCCGCCAGGAUUCUGAUGGACAAGCUGGGACUCAAUUGUACUGCAAGCAGAAAAGUACUCGGCAGAAAAACGCCGAUCUCGGUUCUGCAGGAGGUGUUGUGUCGCAGAGAACUCCGCCCCCAGUACGAUUUCAUACAAUGCGAAAAAAAUGGUUACAAGAAAACGUUUCACUAUCGGGUAUGGUACGAGGACAAGGAAGGUAAGGCGGAAGUGUUUGAAGCCGUGGGAAUAGGUAAAUCCAAAAAAGACGCGAAGCAAGCUGCUGCCAAGGCACUGAUCGACAAGCUGGCAGGUUAUGCCUUCUGGGACACCCACGCAUAUGACUCCAACUCACGGAAUGGCACAACGGAUGAGAAUGUCGGAUCGCCCAGAGACGAUACCAACACAGACGACGAUGGAACGUGCUUGGACGAAAAUACGGAACCAGAGAGGGGAGCUAAACGGCAGAGCGAACAGACCCUGGCCGAUAUUUUCGAGCCGCAAUGGAAGCGGAGAUCCACAGAAAAGGGAUUGGCGAUGUCAAAAAAUGCCACCAUAUGAAUCGUAAGUCGUUCUAUGAUCGGGAAUCUGUGAUUCCCACUGACAUUCUUCGAUACUGAACUUUGUAACUUCUAGUUUUUCUUCGAAAUGUGGCUUCGAUUCAUGUUCUGUUACAUAGAAAGACAUUUAUGUUGCUUUCUGCUAAAAGGGAUGAAGUGAAUUGUUUUUCCCGAUUAAGAAUUUCGCGUUUGAAAUUAAACAUUAUGUAAAUCUA
Messenger RNA from Aedes albopictus (Asian tiger mosquito), 1273 nucleotides. RefSeq names its product RISC-loading complex subunit tarbp2. The transcript is spliced from 4 exons. Gene Ontology annotation, biological process: regulation of regulatory ncRNA processing; siRNA processing. Bases 166 to 1059 code for a protein of 297 amino acids. The record is from RefSeq and is a predicted model, not a curated record. Lineage: Eukaryota; Metazoa; Arthropoda; Insecta; Diptera; Culicidae. Gene Ontology annotation, cellular component: RISC complex; cytoplasm; RISC-loading complex. Gene Ontology annotation, molecular function: siRNA binding; double-stranded RNA binding.